Saprolegnia diclina VS20 is the source of this 1276-nucleotide messenger RNA. RefSeq lists its product as hypothetical. NCBI's taxonomy places the organism in Eukaryota, Oomycota, Saprolegniomycetes, Saprolegniales, Saprolegniaceae. The transcript has 4 exons. The record is from RefSeq and is a predicted model, not a curated record. Bases 123 to 1169 code for a protein of 348 amino acids.
ACCUCCCAACUAGAACUUCGAUCUUGUCAGUGUACGCAUCGCGCCCGUGCCAUCUCACUCAGAUCACCGCGGCCAUUUUGGUAAAAAACGGACCAAUCACGUACAAGGGUCAUUUCGCCGUGAUGGAUGCGACCUCGCUGACGACGUCGUCGUCCGACGACGAGGCGCAGCUCGACGCUGCGAUUGUCGACAGCCUCCUGAGCACGCCGGCGCCGGCGCACUACCAGAAGAAGCAGCGCGCCGAGCUCGCGUACCUCCGCGGUCAAGUCGCAUUGCUCUCGACGCACUUGGACGCGCUAGCGUCGGCGAGGCAGGCGCCGGACGUCGGCUACUGGGAGCGCACCGCGCGCAACCUAAAGAUCGCGUCGCAGCGCGCUUCGAUUGAAAACACGCGGCUCAAGCGCGGGCUCGAAGACCAGCUCGAGCUCGCGGGCGCCCUCGAGAAGCUGCUCGUGAAGCGGCCGCGCCUCGCCGCGCUGCCGCUCCAAGACGUUGUCGACUGGAAGCUCCGACGACUGCCGUCGGACCCGACGUGCCGCGCCGCCGCCUUCCACGCGAUGCUCGACGACGCGCAUGCGCACCUCGAGACGCUCCUCGUGCGCACCAGCAUCCUCGACGCGCCGAUCGGACACCGACGCCUGAGCGUCCACGAGGUCGACGACAGCAUCCGCGUCUCGAUGCAGAGUGUCGCAGACAUCCAGAAGGACUUCAUUGCGUGCAGUGAUGCGAUCUGGUCGCGCUGGCAUGGCCAGCUCACCGCGUCCUUGCCGCACGUUCGCAUGGAGUGGAUUGAGGACUUUGGCGCGAGUGGCGUCUACGUGCAGCUGUCGACGAGCUUGGACACGACGAACCAUGCACCCUGUGUGUACAUUAUGUAUGCGAUCAAGCGCUUUGUCUUCCAAGAUCGCAUCGUCUUUGUUCUCAAGACAGUGCUUGAAGACGAGAUGCACCCGCCGCCGCCCGGACAACUUAUUGGCAACCACAACGCGUGUAUCCUUGUGCAGGCAGCAGGCGCCAACCGCACGAUUCGGCGCAUGGUCGUUGAAGGGAAAUUGCCGGCGGAAGCGCCGCAGCAGAACCCGCUCUACCACUCGCCCGUUCGCAUCAGCGACACCGUCCUCACGCUGCUCCGGUCGGUCUUCGACGAACUUGAAACCAUUUUGAGCUAGCAAUUGUGUUUCGUCGUAUGAACUACAAUUGUAGUAGUACAUGUAUAGUGGACUUUCACGAUACGGUCGCGUCGUACCACAAAAUGCAGCAAAGCUUAUGAUGCCUU